UUCACCAUUUGUUCCCACACUCUCUUUCAAGUUUGAUCUUUCUAAGCAGAUCUUUUAAGUUUGUUACAACUCGUCGAGGUGGUCUUACAAAAGGAUAAAUCAACAAGACAUAUUUUUUUCUCCCACCCAAAAGUCAAUACAUCAUGAAGUUCUCAAUUUCAGCAAUGAAGCAGGUACAACCAAUCUUAAGCUUCAAGAACAAACUCUCGAUGGUCAACGUCAACUCUUUCCUCCGUCCCCAAGAAAAAGUCGUCUUCGUGAUGGGAGCCACUGGUUCCGGUAAGUCUCGUCUCGCCAUCGACCUAGCAACUAGGUUUCAGACAGAGAUCAUAAACUCCGACAAGAUCCAAGUUUACAAGGGCCUCGACGUCCUUACAAAUAAAGUAACACCUCAAGAAUGCCGAGGCGUGCCUCACCACUUGCUCGGAGUGUUUGACUCCGAAGCUGGCAACCUAACGGCCACCGACUUCUGCCGCCUUGCAUCACAAGAAAUCUCAACACUCUCGGCUAACAACAAGCUUCCUAUCGUAGCCGGUGGAUCAAACUCAUACAUCGAAGCACUUGCGAAUCAUUCGUCUGGAUUCUUGUUAAACAAGUACCAAUGCUGUUUUAUUUGGGUCGACGUUUCCUUACCGGUUCUUAACUCAUUCGUCUCAAAACGUGUCGAUCGCAUGAUGGAAGCAGGAUUACUGGAGGAAGUAAGAGAAGUACACGAUCCGAAAGCUGAUUAUUCUGUCGGGAUACGACGAGCUAUCGGUGUCCCCGAGCUUCACGAGUACUUAUGCUACGAAUCUCUAGUGGACCGUGCUACACAGAGAAAGAUGCUUGACGCAGCCGUUAAAAAGAUUAAAGAGAACACAGAGAUUCUAGCUUGUCGACAGUUACUUAAGAUUCAACGUCUGAGCAAGAAGUGGAAGUUGUCUAUGCACCGCGUGGACGCAACGGAAGUGUUCUUGAAACGUAACGAGGAAGAAGCAGACAAGGCUUGGGAGAAUCUCGUAGCGAGACCGACCAAGAGAAUAGUUGAUAAGUUCUGUGAUAACCAAGUGAUGAAAAAUGAUGAUGUUGAGCACUGUUUGACCUCCAUUGGAGCGGCGUCUUACGGCGGAGGAAGUGGAAGUAGGGCUCACAAUAUGGUAUGAGAAGGUUUUGUCUUUUAGUCGUGUGAUGCUUUUUGGAGUGUAAUAGUGAGAUUUUCGUAUGUGUGUGGUGGUGAUUCGCCGGAGGUUUUUUGCAACGUACAGGUGUGUGACAUAGUACCUCGGGAACCAAAUAACGAAAAGCUGUUUAUUUUUUCUUCUGUUUUUAAUGUUUGUAUAGUUGAUAUUCGCUUAUAUUAAUUGUUUGAUACCUAUUUGAC
Messenger RNA from Brassica oleracea var. oleracea, 1360 nucleotides. Its product is annotated as adenylate isopentenyltransferase 7, mitochondrial. Gene Ontology annotation, molecular function: tRNA dimethylallyltransferase activity. Lineage: Eukaryota; Viridiplantae; Streptophyta; Magnoliopsida; Brassicales; Brassicaceae. Gene Ontology annotation, cellular component: mitochondrion. The record is from RefSeq and is a predicted model, not a curated record. Gene Ontology annotation, biological process: cytokinin biosynthetic process; tRNA modification. The coding region runs from base 144 to 1142 and encodes 332 amino acids. The transcript has a single exon.